AUGUGCCGUGCCCGCAAAGCUACCGCUGCUAAGUCCGCCAAGGCCAAGAAGGCGAUUCAGAAGCCGGACACUUAUGCCUCAUUGAUGAAGAAGAUCAUCAAUGACAAAAUCAUUGAAGAGUUCGAAGAGGAUUCGAAAGAAAAUUGUAAGUGAUUUUUUAUCUUAUUUUUAAAGGAUUUAUUUAAGUAUUUCUAUGUCAUAAUUCUUUUAAUUCCUUUUAAUUUUGAUGCUAUUUAUUACCUACGAAUAUUUCUUUUCAGCCAAGCCUAUAACUCGCAGUCAGAAGGCAAUCAAAGCCGAACCUAUUGAAAUAGUUAAAGAAGAACCGGUACAAAUCAAGGCAGAAGUCGAAAAUGUCAAGGAAGAACCGCUCAGCCCAAGGAAGCCCUCAAUCCUGCUCUGCGAAUGUUGCUCACCGCCGAUGGAGAAAUAUUCAACCGAACACAUGCACCAGUUUUACAACCCGGCAUCGGCCUUCAAUCAGAUGCACCGACUUCCCGUUUCUUACGAUUGGGAAUAA
Molecule: messenger RNA, 520 nt
Organism: Bursaphelenchus xylophilus (pine wood nematode)
Lineage: Eukaryota; Metazoa; Nematoda; Chromadorea; Rhabditida; Aphelenchoididae
Source: the annotation of a GenBank genome assembly